This is a messenger RNA of Acanthosepion pharaonis, 657 nucleotides long. The record is from the annotation of a GenBank genome assembly. Lineage: Eukaryota; Metazoa; Mollusca; Cephalopoda; Sepiida; Sepiidae.
AUGUGCAUUUCUCUUUUUUUUAUUCUCUCUCUCUCUCUCUCUUUCUCUCUCAUUUUGAAAUCUGUGAAAACCUCACUGAUUAAUUUUGAAUUUGAUGCCUUCUCUCUCUCUAAACAUCCCCAGCAAGUUCCCACCACUACUAGCACCAGCACGACUGCCGCACCAACUAGUAGUACCACAACAACUUCUUCUUACAAUGCUCGUUCGGUUGAUGGCUAUCAUCGGAAUCCACUGACUCAUUAUAAGUCAGGACAUUCUAUUAACAACUAUAAUAACAAGGGGUCUCUAAAGUCACCAUACGCUCGCCGUAAACCUCCGCUGCACAGGCACCACAUGUGUAUUUUUGAGACUCUUGCCAAACGGAACAACCGUUUUGCCUCCCCUUUCGUUUUGCCUCCUCUCCCUCAGCGUUUUGCCUCCCCACUAGCGUUUUGCCUCCUCUCCCCCACUAGCGUUUUGCCUCCUCUCCCCUUUCCCACUAGCGUUUUGCCUCCUCUCCCCUUUCCCACUAGCGUUUUGCCUCCUCUCCCCUUUCCCACUAGCGUUUUGCCUCCUCUCCCCUUUCCCACUAGCGUUUUGCCUCCUCUCCCCUUUCCCACUAAUAUUUUGCCUCCUCUCCCCUUUCCCACUAAUAUUUUGCUUUCUAAUACAUUCUAA